AUGUUUAUUGGCAAAUUGAAGUCAAAGCAUGUCAAGACAAAUGCUGCAAAAGAAGGACAGGGAGAACAAGAACAAGAGCAAGAUGAAGCGAAUGAAGAAAAAGCAACAGCGGCAAUAGCAGGAGAAGAUGAAGAUGCAGAAGAUGAUGAUGAAGUUGUUGAAGACAAGGAAAAUGAAGACAAAAAAGAAGGACUGCAAGGAGAAGCAGUUAGCAAUGUUGUUGAUGACGACGACGAAGAAGAAGAAGAUAGAAGAAUAAGAAGAAGGCCAACAAGACAAACAUAUGUAAGUGUCUUUAUUUGAAG
Enterobius vermicularis (human pinworm) is the source of this 305-nucleotide messenger RNA. Lineage: Eukaryota; Metazoa; Nematoda; Chromadorea; Rhabditida; Oxyuridae. The record is from the annotation of a GenBank genome assembly.